CCGGGGCUCCUCAUUGGAGGAGCGGGGAGGCAAGCGAGUAGAGGGUCCCUGGAGGGAGCCGCGGAGGUUCAGGUCCCGGAGGCCGGGCUACACCGAGCCCUGCGCGUGAACAGCUGCGGCGGGGGCAGCCUCCAGCGGCGGUGCCAGCCUCCAGCGGCGGUGCCAGCAGUUCCAGCCCGUUGCUUUACUUUUUAGCUGCACCAACGUAGUCAUUAUGCCGAAGAGAAAGUCUCCAGAGAAUCCAGAGGGCAAGGAUGGAUCCAAAGUAACUAAACAGGAGCCCACCAGACGGUCUGCCAGGUUGUCAGCGAAACCUGCUCCCCCAAAACCUGAACCUAAACCAAGAAAAACAUCUGCUAAGAAAGAACUGGCAACAAAGGUUAACAAAGGUGCUAAAGGGAAGAAGGAGGAAAAGCAAGAAGCUGGAAAGGAAGGUACUACACCAUCUGAAAAUGGUGACACUAAAGCUGAAGAGAUCCACAUCUCUCGCUCAACUGUUAAUGUCUCAGCCUCCAGAGGCACAGAAAACUGAAUCUGUAAACGAGGGAGAAUGAAUUGUCAUGAAAAUUGGGGUUGAUUUUAUGUACCUCUUGGGACAACUUUUAAGAGCUCUUUUUACCAAGUAUUUUGUAAAUGCUAAUUUUUUAGGACUCUACUAGUUGGCAUACAAAAAUAUAUAAGGAUGGACAUUUUACCUUCUCAUAGUCAAGCUUUUUGGAAAUUCCCGUCAUCCUUGAGUAAAAGAAAUACCAAUUUAAUAUUGGAAGCUGUCUGUAAAAUUGAUUCAGCAUUCCAUGCACUUGCUUUAAAAAUUUAGUCCUGUGCAUACUGUGGUGUUUUUACUGUGCGUAUUUGAAUUUUUUCGUGCAGUUUUUCUAGAGCAAUAAUCAGUGGUGCUUUUGUACCUAGGUUUUACGUGAUUUUAAUGAAACAUGGAUAGUUGUGGCCACCUGCUGACUAUUUGUGGUUUAAAAUAA
This is a messenger RNA of Eubalaena glacialis (North Atlantic right whale), 977 nucleotides long. It is a transcript of the gene HMGN3, whose product is annotated as high mobility group nucleosomal binding domain 3. Gene Ontology annotation, cellular component: nucleus; chromatin. The coding region runs from base 215 to 532 and encodes 105 amino acids. The record is from RefSeq and is a predicted model, not a curated record. Gene Ontology annotation, biological process: chromatin organization. NCBI's taxonomy places the organism in Eukaryota, Metazoa, Chordata, Mammalia, Artiodactyla, Balaenidae. Gene Ontology annotation, molecular function: nucleosomal DNA binding. The transcript is spliced from 7 exons.